UCUGGGGCAACACGCCGCUCCACCUGGCGGCUGCCAACGGCCACCACAACUGCCUGUCCUUCCUGGUGGCUUUCGGUGCCAACGUGUGGUGUCUGGACAACGACUACCACACUCCGCUGGACAUGGCCGCCGCCAAGGGACACAUGGACUGCGUCCGCUACCUGGACUCCAUCGCUGCCAAGCAGAUCACCCUCAACCCCAAGCUGGUCGGCAAACUCAAGGACCGGGCGUUUCGCGCCGCGGAGCGCCGGAUCAAAGACUGCGCCAAGCUGCAGAGGAAGCACCGCGAGCGCAUGGAAAGGAAGUUCGUGAAGGAGUCGGCGGCGCUCGACAACCUGGACGCCAUCAGCUUCUCCAGCUACACCAGCGGCAGCACGCUGAGCCGGAAGUUCAACACCGUCACCUCCAACAUGCCAUACUCACAGGCCACGCUGCAGUCCACCGCCAAGGGCAAGGCCAAGAUCCAGAAGAAGCUGGAGAAGAAGAAGCAGGUCGAUGGAACGUUUAAGAUCUACGAGGACGGGAGGAAGAGCGUGCGCUCGCUGUCCGGCCUGCAGCUCGGCAAUGACGUCAUGUUCCUCAAACAGGGCACCUACGCCAACCCGAGGGAGCGCUCCCGCCUCAACAUCCGCGACAUGUUCCCCCGCGACGACGACGACGCCGACACCGUCUCCCGUGCCAUGAGCGACCCGGGCCUCCACGAGGCCGCGUACUCGGAGAUCAGCGCCGACUCCGGGCGCGACUCCCUGUUCACGCGGCCCGGGCUCGGCACCAUGGUGUUCAGGAGGAACUACAUGAGCUCUGGUAUGUUUGGGGUCGGGGGACGGGAUGAAGGGAGCGUGGCGGGGAGCGAACCCGUGGGCCGGGCGCCGAACGUUCGUCUGCGAGGUCAUCUGCCUCGACGCUCGCCGAGCUUCGAUGAGGACAGUAUCGGCAGCGCGUUGAGCCUGCAGGAGAGAAACCUGCAGGAGCUGCCCUGGGAGGAGACGGACGUUGGACUGGACGAGGACCUGGAGCCGGAGAACAGUCCUCUGGAGACGUUCCUGGCGUCUCAGAGCCUCAGCGAGUUCAUGGCGAUCUUCAGGAGGGAGAAGAUCGACCUGGAGGCUCUGCUGCUCUGUUCAGAUCAGGACCUCAACAGCAUCCACAUCCCUCUGGGACCCAGGAAGAAACUUCUGGACGCCUGUAAGAGACGUCUGGACACCAUCGAUGAACCAGACGCCAUCGAAGACACCGAGCUCUGAAGGAUAAACACACAGUGAAGAUAAUCUGCAGACUUGAUUCGGGCUCCGUGCGCCGUUAUUAAUGUUAGAAAACGCGGAGAGUGAAGGCUGGAGAAGAAGUUGUAAACAUUUUUUUGAGGCUUUGCCACAUAAACAAACACACGGACACACAGAGCGCUCUGUUUGUACGGAUCCUCUUCCACCGAAAUCUAACCCACGUGUUAUCUUUGCAUACUGUAUUAAUUCAUGUCUCAUUGAAUGAUUCAUGCAUCAGUGAAUGUACUUAACCCUUUAAAUAUUUUGUUUAUGAUGUCUGUAUUGUACAGUUUUCUUAGUUUAAAGGUGUAUUUGACAGCACGGCUGGUGCACAGCGCUGACCGACUCUUUGUGGUUUAUUUAUGGAUGAAAACAGCCGCAGACUGACGGUUUCUCUGCAAACACAGUUUCAGCGGUAAAACAAAGGUGUGUGAGGCUGUGUGAGUGUGUGCGCGGUAACACUGGUCUCAGGUUGCUGCGGGGCCGAUCUGGUUUCUCUGAAGGUCCGUCCGUCUGUCUCACCUGAGAGGACGACUGUGCAUGAAUGUCCCUUUAAUGUUGCGUAAAAAUCUUUUUUUUUAUUAUCUGAAGAUGUACC
Messenger RNA from Plectropomus leopardus (leopard coralgrouper), 1857 nucleotides. Lineage: Eukaryota; Metazoa; Chordata; Actinopteri; Perciformes; Serranidae. The record is from RefSeq and is a predicted model, not a curated record.